AUGGAAAGUUCGAUGAGGAAGAGAGGACACAAUCAAGAGUAUACAGAUAACUUGUCAGAAGGCGCAGAACCAAAGAGACAGAAGAAGCUUCCAGCUUUGGCAAGUGUCAUCGUGGAAGCUGUCAAGGUAGAUAGUCUACAGAGGCUAUGCUCCUCUUUGGAACCAUUAUUCCGCAGAAUUGUUAGUGAAGAGGUGGAACGUGCCUUAUCUAAGUUGGAGAGCUCCAAAACAACUCCAAGCUCUCAAGAACCAAAGAAGAUUCAAGGCCUUAAUGGAAGAAACUUGCAAAUUCGCUUCAGAACACGCAUGCCUCCUCAUUUAUUCACAGGAGGGAAAGUCGAAGGAGAGCAGGGCUCAGCCGUUCACGUGGUCCUUACAGAUGCAAACACAGGAAACGUUGUUCAAACGGGAGAAGAUUCAACGGCAAAGCUGAACGUUGUCGUGUUAGAUGGAGACUUCAACGAUGAAGAUUGGACGAGAGAACGUUUUGAGAGCUUUGUUGUGAAAGAGCGCCAAGGAAAAAGUCCCAUAUUGACUGGUCACAUUCAUGUGGUACUUAAGGAAGGCGUAGGAACUCUAGGAGAACUUUCUUUCACCGACAAUUCGAGCUGGAUAAGGAGCAGGAAGUUUAGGCUUGGUGUUAAGUCUGCGUCAGGGUUUCACAUACGUGAAGCUAAGACUGAGCCUUUUGCUGUUAAAGAUCAUAGAGGAGAACUAUACAAGAAACAUUAUCCACCGGUUUUACAUGAUGAAGUCUGGAGAUUGGAUAGAAUAGCGAAAGGUGGAGUCCUACACAAGAAGCUAGUAAAAUCUAACGUCAUUACUGUUGAAGACUUUCUUAGGAUACUUGUGAAGGAACCACAGAAGCUAAGAAGUUUACUUGGGAGUGGAAUGUCAAAUAGAAUGUGGGACAACACGGUGGAGCAUGCAAAGACUUGUGUAUUAGGUGGGAAGCUUUACGUUUAUUACACAGAGCAGACACAUAAUAAUACAGGAGUUGUCUUCAAUCAUAUAUAUGAGUUCCAAGGCUUGAUUGCUAAUGAUCACUUCUUGUCUCUAGAAUCUCUUAACCAUGACCAAAAGAUAUCUGCAGACAUUAUGGUGAAGGCUGCUUAUGAGAACUGGCACAAAGCUGUUGAGUAUGACGGUAAGCUGUUGAAAUGCUUACCAGAGGCAAAAAGGGCACAACCCCAUCAGGAGACUGUGCAGUGUCAUCAGAAUGUAAAUAGCUACUCAGCCAUUCCUCAGCAACAGAUACAGUAUCCAUGCAAUCAGUUAGGAGACUACACAUUAAUGGAGGGUUCCUCAGUUUCAGGCUCAGACAAUGGAGUAGACCGUGAAGAUGUUUUCACAGAGGAAAUUAGGGUGAGGAGUUCAGAGAUGCUUGAGAGCGAUGAUAUGCAGAAGUUGCUCAAGACAUUUGGGAUAGCAGGCGGGUUUACUCAUAUUGAUGAGUCGUGUUACGGUUUUAACGAUCGGUAUGAAGCUCAGGUAGAUAAGGGUUAUGGGAGAGAACGAGGGAGAGGCUCAGGGAAAGCUGUGGUGGGUUGGCUUAAGCUUAAAGCUGCUUUGAGAUGGGGUAUCUUUAUACGCAAGAAAGCUGCACAGAGGAGGCCUCAAAUUGUGGAGAUUGACUAAGGAGAGCUGUAAAUAUUAUGGGAGCUCUUUGUGAAAAAAGACCAAUCUAGAGUUGUGACAUAAAGAGAGUAAUGGGACUUUGAAAUGUAAUGUUUUAUUUGUUUGCUUGUUUGUGUUAUGUUGUUUAAUUGUUCCAUCCUGGCAUUGAACAUUGGACUGGUCUAUGUGAUUACACACAUCUUGUUCUC
This is a messenger RNA of Brassica rapa (field mustard), 1826 nucleotides long. Its product is annotated as calmodulin-binding protein 60 F. Gene Ontology annotation, biological process: regulation of salicylic acid biosynthetic process. NCBI's taxonomy places the organism in Eukaryota, Viridiplantae, Streptophyta, Magnoliopsida, Brassicales, Brassicaceae. Gene Ontology annotation, cellular component: nucleus. The record is from RefSeq and is a predicted model, not a curated record. Gene Ontology annotation, molecular function: calmodulin binding; DNA-binding transcription factor activity; sequence-specific DNA binding.